AUGUGGCAACUAAUAAAACCCAGUUUACAAAAAAAAAAAACCGAAGCUCCAGUAUCCUUGCAGCGUUCCCGGUCCAUGUCGCCGUGACCCAGUUCUGAUUCUGCGUGUCCGUCAAUUUUCUCUCUCUUUUGAUUUGGUUCUGCGCCCGAUUAUCCUCCACCCCACGCCACACCGAACUUGCAGUGUUCAGUGCUCUUUCAUAAAGAGAGAAGGGAUCUCUGAGAGAUUCAGCAGAUCCAUUCUCAGCAAACUAAGCUUCAUAAUUAGUUUUGCGGACGAUCGCAGCAUGGACACCGACCACCUUGCCAUAACGAGGCCCAUUUUGUCGGACGACGAGGUGCGUGCAAGUAAAGCUCGGGAGGAGGUACACAACAAGGCCAGGCACCGCUCUGAAAGUGCAGUAAAAGUCAUCUUGAGCCUGCAAUUCCUGGAGGUCACUGCUUUCUUCGGGGUCUACCUCAGCCUGAUAGUGUAUCUCCAGGACGUUCUGCAUGGAGACAGUGCUUCGAACGUGUCGACCGUCAGCUCUUGGGCGGGAGUCUGCUACCUCAUGCCCGUGCUCGGCGCCGCCAUCGCCGACUCGUACUGGGGGAAGUACAAGACCACGUUGGUCAGCCUCUCCAUUUCUGUCCUCGGAAUGGCCAUGCUCACCACAUCAGCCACGCUGCCGUCUCUGAGGCCCCCGCCGUGCGCGCACAACGGGCACUGCCCACCGGCGACGCCCACCCAAUCGCUGCUCUUCUUUUCGGGCAUAUACCUUUGCGGCAUCGGGAUCGGCGCGUCCAAGGCGGUCUUCAUCUCGUUCGCGGCGGAGCAGUUCGACGACGACGCGUCGGAACGUGGGGCGGGCUCGAAGUCGAAGGCGUCCUACUUCAGCUGGUACUACGCGGUGGCCAACAUGGGCAUGCUCACCGCGGGGACGCUGCUGGUUUGGGUCCAGGACAAGGUCAGCUGGGGGCUCGGCUACGGCAUCUGCGCGUCCUUGGUCGCGGCCGCCGUCGUCAGCCUCGCCGCCACGGCGCCCGUGUACCGGAUGCUGCCUCCGGCGGGGAGCCCGUUGAAAGGCGUGCUCCAAGUGCUCGUUGCCUUCUCUCGCAAGGUAAAACUGACGGUUCCUCGUGAUGCUGGUGAAUUGUACGAGGGGGAGGACGUCAAGAACCCGUCGCUGCAUUCUCCUGCGCGCGAACGGUUACAGCACACGGACCAGUUCAGGUGCCUGGACAGGGCUGCCAUUGUCACCGCCGAGGACCUGGAAGACGGCGACCAUCGGCCAUGGACGCUGUGCACGGUGACGCAGGUAGAAGAGCUCAAGACUCUGCUGCGGCUGGUCCCGAUCUGGCUCACCUCAGCCGUCUACUUCGUGGCCAACACGCAGGCGCAGACCACGUUCGUGCAGCAGGGCACCAAGACGGACUCCAGGAUAACAAUCGGCGCCGUCUCCAUCUCCAUCCCGGCAGCGUCUCUAACCUCCAUCCAGACGGUGUGCGCCGCGGCCUUCGUCGCGCUCUACAACAGGGCCGUCGCGCCAGCCGCGCCCUUCAAGCCGCUGCAGCUCAUGGGGCUCGGCCACGCCACGGCGGGCAUCGCGGUGGCCAUGGCCGCGUGCACCGAGGCGCGCAGGCUGCGGAUCGCCAUGGAAGGGGAGUCCGCAGCGGCAGCAGCCAUGGGCAUCGCGUGGCUGCUGCCGCAGUACGUGGUGAUGGCGGUCUCGGACGCGUCGCUCUCCGUGGGGCAGCUGGAGUUCUUCUACGAUCAGGCGCCGGCGACGAUGAGGGGCGCGUCCACGGCGUUCUACUUCCUGUCGCUGUCGCUCGGGAACCUGAUCAACUCGCAGCUCGUGACGCUGGUGGCGUCCGUCACCGCGGCAGGGGGCAGGACGGGCUGGUUUCCGCCGGAAUUGGAUGAUGGUCACCUGGAUUAUUACUUCCUGCUCGUUGUGGCCGUCGCUGUAGUGAACUUUGCCGUUUUUAUUGCCCUCGUCAGAAACUACACGCCCAAGAGGGUUAGAUGAUCGAAUUGAUUUUUCUUCUCCUCGCAGUCUGCAUUCUCGAUGUGACGUAAGAAGAAAAUGAGUGAGCCUGGAAUGUGUGAUUAUACUAACGAGAAGGUUAUUUCUCA
Molecule: messenger RNA, 2118 nt
Organism: Brachypodium distachyon (stiff brome)
Lineage: Eukaryota; Viridiplantae; Streptophyta; Magnoliopsida; Poales; Poaceae
Product: protein NRT1/ PTR FAMILY 8.5
Exons: 3
Coding region: 287-2011 (574 amino acids)
Biological process (GO): transmembrane transport
Cellular component (GO): membrane
Molecular function (GO): transmembrane transporter activity
Source: RefSeq, a predicted model, not a curated record